Messenger RNA from Alosa alosa (allis shad), 3059 nucleotides. It is a transcript of the gene gpr156, whose product is annotated as G protein-coupled receptor 156. Lineage: Eukaryota; Metazoa; Chordata; Actinopteri; Clupeiformes; Clupeidae. The record is from RefSeq and is a predicted model, not a curated record. The coding region runs from base 365 to 2998 and encodes 877 amino acids. The transcript has 10 exons. Gene Ontology annotation, molecular function: G protein-coupled GABA receptor activity. Gene Ontology annotation, cellular component: G protein-coupled receptor heterodimeric complex; membrane. Gene Ontology annotation, biological process: gamma-aminobutyric acid signaling pathway; G protein-coupled receptor signaling pathway.
CUCCUGACGCUCUGCUCUCCUGUCGAGGGACGCUUAGCCCUGCCACAAGAUUCGCACUCUUGAGGUCCGCAUUUGGAAUUGGUUGCAACGACUAAACGCAAAGGAGUAGUUUGGUUUAGUUUUGUAGUUUGCGCUCAAAAAGGCGUCAGUUGCCGCUCAGUUGCCUUACAAACUUGACAGAGGACUGUUUGGGAUGAGAGCGACGUGCGAAUAAAUGGGACCUUCUCUUUCAUUUUCCGAAACUUCCACCAUGGAGAGCCUGCGGUGGAACAAUAAUAGAAUUAUCCAUGCGCCAGCCUGACACACAAUAUCUUACAUUCGGCUCAGGCUGUGUGUAUGAGCUGAGGGCGCAGCAGGUGCAGUCAUGCAGUCGGGGCAAAACUGCAGCUCAGAGUGUGUGUCAGGAGUGUGUUCCAUCCACCCGACACUCAGCAGCCAGGAAGGAUGGGACGUACUGCAGAGACUCUGCACCCUCACUACUGGGAGGGGGGUGGAGGUGCAGGGUCGUUCUCUGUCUCCGGUGCUGUGUGCUGUGGUGUGGACGCUGCUCUCCUGUGGAAUCCUGCUGGCAAUCUUCUUCCUCCUCUUCACUCUGCGCUUCAGGAACAACAGGAUUGUGAAGAUGUCCAGUCCCAACCUGAAUGUGCUGACUCUGUGUGGAAGCAUUCUGACCUACAGCAGUGGCUUCCUCUUUGCCAUUGAAGAGCAGAUGCUGAUGCAGAGAGUGGGGCCCAGAGCAGUACUACAGGCCCACAUCUGGACUCUGUGUAUCGGGACCACUCUGGUGUUUGGACCCAUCCUGGGGAAAACCUGGCGUCUGUAUCGGGUCUUCACCCAGCGCAUUCCUGACAAGAGAGUGAUCAUCCGGGACAUCCAGCUGAUGGGUCUGGUUGUGUUGCUGAUUCUGGUGGACAUUCUGGUUCUGGGCACCUGGGGUUUAGCCGACCCAAUCAAAUGUGCACGCUCGGUUGGAGCAGUGGUCAAGGUGGUGGGGGUGGACGUGUCGUACUCUCUGUCCCAGCUGGACUCCUGCUCAUCCCAGUACUCUGACAUCUGGGUCAUUCUCCUCUCCAUCCUCAAGGGUAGUCUUCUCCUCUAUGGGACGUACUUGGCUGGCCUGACCAGCAACGUCAGUCUGCCCCCGGUCAACCAGUCCCUGACCAUCAUGGCUGCCGUGUGUCUGGUGACUGUGUCGUCGUCGGUGGCCAUCCCGGUCUCGCGGUACCUGCAGGCCUGGCCAAAUGUGGUCUACAGCGUGGUGUCGGGAGCCAUCUUUAUCUGCACCCUGGCCAUCGACUGCCUGCUGUUUGUCCCCCAGCUGACCCAGUGGAGGCAGUUUGAGGAGGAGAUGAACCCGAACUCGAGUCAGAUGUCCAAGUACUUCAGCAGCCCCAGCAGGAGUCUGCGCUCCAUGUACAGCGAGGAUGAGAUCUACUACCUGCUGGGGGAGAACACCUCCAUGAAGAGACUCAUCAAUGAGAAGAAUGCCGUGAUCGACAGUCUGCAGGAGCAAGUGAACAACGCCAAGGACAAACUCCUCAAGCUCAUGGGCCACCCCCCCAUGGAGGGCGAGAUGGAUUCGUCCAACACCAACCUCAACUCCUGCUCCACCCAGACGACGGUGGUACAGGCCGACAUGGCCGCCACCACACCCCCCUCGUCCGAGAGCCAGCCGUCGGGCUCCACUCUGCCCCUACCUCUGCCUUUGCCUCUGCCACCGCCGAUGCCACCGCCGAUGCCAACCUCACCGCCGCCAUACGUGCCCCCACCAGCUGCGCCACCCUCCGCACUGGCACCGCCUCCUGUGUCCUCCGCAAGCAACGAGCGCUCUUCCUCGUCCCCUCCUCACCCUCAUCUUCACCCUCGUCCCCUCUCUCCUCCCCCUGGUGUUGGUGGUGCCUCCCAAGGUUCCCAUAGCAACCAAAGGAGGGCAGUGUUGUCACCUGAGAGAUUUUGUUUGGAUGACGUUGCGUCCAAACCCCCUGCUGGUUCAAGCUCUGCCCCUGGGCUUGCUACAGUGGAGGAGGCGUCGGUGACCAGUCCCGUCCCUCACCCUAACCAAGUGCUGCCGGGACCGGCCCUCCUGUCCCCGACAAGGUCCGGCACAGCCCGGUCAGACUCUGUCGGACCCACGGAGGAUACCAUUGUGUUGUUGCCGCCGGUUACGGGGGGUGCCUGGCAGGGUUUCGUGAGCAACGAGCAGCUGCAGGAGAUCCUGAAGGAGCUGAGCGUGGAUGCUCGAGGACGCUCCGCCUCCUUCCGGUCACACGACCCGACCAGGAGGCCGUCGGUCAAUCAGGUGCAGGACGAGCUCUCCCCUCUCUCGCCUCGCUCGCCCUGUUCGCCGUUCUACUUCCACUACCCGAGCAUCUCGCCCUACGCCAUGCGCAAGCGCAGGCCCCCCUUCUAUCCGCACCGGUCAAGCCCACACAACACCGCACUGGGGCAGCCCGCCGGACGCUGCAGGGGAACAGAGCGCCCUGAACGCCAACAGUCCCAGGAGACGGGCGAGCCCGCAAAUGACCUCGUUUUACGUAACGAGGAGAGCAACAAAGAGGUGGAGGUGGACGAGGCAGAGGAGAGGGGUGCGCACGGGUCACCCCGUUGGCAGCGGCGGCAAGAACGGCGACGAGAGCGCUGCCGGACGCAGCGCGGGGCAGCGCCCCCUCCCCGCCGGUGCUCCAUCACGCCGUACUCCGGGCAGUCGGGCCACAGACUUGCGACCUCUGACCCGGAAGGAGGAAGUAGGAGGAACCAGGAAGUGGAGCUCAGGGUGGACCCUUACGGCUACUCAGACUCGGACUCGGACAGCAGCUCGGAGGACUACUGCUACUACCACCAUCCCUACUGCGACUCCUGCAUGCAGGGCACCUACGCGUCGUCCUCUGACAGCAUGUCCGAGACCUCGGACAGCGAGUAUGGCGCCGUCUAUGACCUCUGCCAUGCCACACACCCUGUGGUCAACUUCAAUGAGGACCUCAAACCCACGUUUGUCUGAGUGUGUGUGUGUUUGUCUAAAUGUGAGUGUGUGUGUGUGUGUGUGUUUGUGUGUGUAUGUG